AAUAAAUCAAGUUCUUUUUUAUUUUUUCAUUAUUUUUAUUUUUUUAAGCAGUCAAUAAGAGAUUAAGCUUUAAUUUAAAAGUAUACGUCUUGAUUCAUAUACUUUUACAAUUCCCAAGUUUUACAUACAAUAUACCAAUAAUAAUUAUAAAAUCUAUUCAUACAUUUAGUAAAGAGCCAUGACUCUUACCACUCAAGACAUUAAAAUAUCAUGCCAUAAUAGUAUUAUUAAAGGCCCUGGAGCAAAAUCGAAUGAUGGACAUCCUUGGAGAAAUUGGAAAAUUACAUUGGUUGCAAUGGAUGGUGAAGAGGAAGUUAAAGGAAAAUUAUCAAUUAUACUAGAUCAUGUUGAAUACAUUCUUCAUCCAACUUUUAAAGAUCCAAUAAGAGCCAAGGAAGAAGAGCCUUAUUUAUUACAAGAAAAAGGUUGGGGUGAAUUUGAUAUGCGGAUUGUUUUAUAUUUUGCAGAUCAUAUAACAGAUCCUCAAGUUUUGUUAUUCGAUUUAAACUUUGCAAUGUCAAAUUAUUCUGUAAUACAUACAAUCGAGUUUCCAAAUGCAUCCCCUGAAUUAAUAAAACUAUUGUCAAUAAACUCUUCAACAGUAAAAGCAAUGUUGGCGGCACAAGCAUCAGCUAAAGCUUCAUCAACAGCAUUAGCAGCAGAAACAGCAAUCACAGCAUCACCAUCACCACGAAAAGGAAGUAAACGCCCUCGACUCUCUUCUCCUACACCAUCGAAUAAUAGUGGUAAAAUUAAAGAUGAAGGAUCAAAUAAACAAUCCUUAAAGCAUAAUCGUAACGAUGUCAAUCAUCAAGAAACAAAAUCCAAUAGAAAAUUAAAACCAGAAAAGACUUUUAAAAGGAAAACUGAAAGACCAUCAUCAAGAAGAUCGUCGAUAUCAUCAACAUCAUCACAAAAGCCAUCAUUAACAGAAAUACGAUCACCUGCAUUCUCACCUCAUCUAUCGAGUCCAUCAUAUACUGUCAAGACUCCACCAUCACAUCAUUCACCGUUAUCACCUCAUAUAGAUUUAAAUUAUAUCCCUCCAACACAAAAUGAAGAAGCUAACAUAACUACACCACUUUCUCCUCGUAUCUUUAGCGAUGAAGAAGGCGAAUUAGUGGAAACUAAUUCAUCUUCUAUACACGAAAUGGAUGAACAAGUCGAAUAUGUGAAUAACUUGGAAGACGUAUACAAUCUUCGUCCUAUUCAUUAUGCGGAUAUUGGCGAUGAUCUUCGAGAAGAAUGGGAUAUACCUAAUAUUAAUAUAGCAGAAUUCGCAAGAAGAAUGUUUAUGUUGAAUCCUGAACAGCUUCAAGAAUUUCAAAAAAUCAUUUUAAGGGAUUUAUCUGAUACUAUGACUAUUUUUCCAGAAGAAGACGGUAGUAUUGGGAUAGAUUUAUAUUCUCUUGGAAAGCCAUUAUUAGAAAAAUUAUGGGAGUUUUUAGACGAUGUAGUAUCUGAUGAUAAUGAGUCAUUUACGUCACAAGAUUUUCAUACUAGUGAUUUAGAAUUUGGAAGUGAUGUUGAUUUAAAUGAAUACGAUAGUGAAGAACUUCAAGAAGAUGAGACUAUUUCUCCUUUAGAAGAAUACAAUGACGAUCAUUAUGAACCAUAUGAAAACAAUAACGAUGAAGGAUAUUAUGAAGUAAAUGAGGAACAUCAACAAGAGAUUAGUAAUAAUGAUGAAUGAAAGAUAUUUUUAUUAGUAAAGAAGUAUAAUACAAGUAGUGAAAAAUUAAGCAGAAAUGAAACAAAGAAAAU
Messenger RNA from Cokeromyces recurvatus, 1764 nucleotides. RefSeq names its product yeats family-domain-containing protein. The record is from RefSeq and is a predicted model, not a curated record. Bases 179 to 1693 code for a protein of 504 amino acids. NCBI's taxonomy places the organism in Eukaryota, Fungi, Mucoromycota, Mucoromycetes, Mucorales, Mucoraceae. Gene Ontology annotation, biological process: regulation of DNA-templated transcription. The transcript is spliced from 5 exons.